GAAUUUUAUUUCUAGUUUGUAAAAUGUUACAAACAUAGAACGCUGAACAAAUACUCAGUUAGAUUUCCCACCAAUUUGUUUUUAUGUGCCUAAAAAAAUUUCUUGGUACGUUGAUAUUGUCAUCAUAUUUCCUAUCCACAUCUUUCAAGUGAGAGUAAUAUGAGGCAUAUAAAGAUAUUUUAAAUCAUGACAUUUCAAACAGACAAAGCAAUGUAUACUGGAUCUAAAUCUACAAAAAAUUCAAUCACAAGACAACAGUUUACUCAAGAACUAACUGCUCGUCUAGAACAAUUAUCAUUAAAACAUGAAAUUCAUGAAACAGAUGAAUAUUCAGAAAUAUCUUUGUCAUCCUCGUCAUCAACAUCAUCAUUUCCAUCGCCUGUAUCAUCACCUAGAAAUAGUCUCAUGAUACGUACGAAUAGACUUUCUAUAAACGAUAGUAAAUUUACAAAGAAAGCAUCCAAUAAUUUACAAAAGUCAAAUCAGAUAAAAUUAUCUUCAAAAAACACGAAACCAUGUCAACAAACGUGUAUUAAAUCGAAAUGUUUACAACAAUCAAAUAAUAAGCAAUUUUUAGAAAAUGAAAUAAAUUCUUCCAUAUCAACACAAGAUAAUUAUAAUUAUUUUAAAGAUAAAUAUAUUCAAACAAAUCAAAUGAAUAAAACUAGUGGCAAACGUAAUUUUCCGCUUAAAUCUUUUGAAUUAUGUACUCAAUAUCCAAAGGAAAAAGAGGAAUUUACUUUAAUUAAUGAGAAUAUUUUACAUAAUCCACAUCAGUAUGAUGUAUCAGUAGGAAAAGACAAAAAUGUUGACCGGAUAUCAGAUCAAAGUGAUAAUGAUCAAGAGCUAGAGUGUUUAGAAGAUGAUACAGUGAUAAUAGAUGAUAAUGAAUCAGCAGUAGAUAUGUCGGAUUCAGAUGUUUCAUGUACAAGACGACUAAGUAAUAUACCAGAAGAAAUUCUACCACCAGUCAUUGCAUCCCUAUUUCCCAAUACACCAUCAGUUUUGCGCUUUGUUGAUGGUAAACAGAUUGGUCGUAAAGAUAAAUUAUGGAUAAAUUUAAAUCAGUUACGCUCCCGUUUUGGUAAAAAGUCAAUUGAUUUUGUGCCAAGAACAUUUUGCUUACCAGGAGAUUUAAAAUCAUUGAGGGAAUUUUGGACACAUAAUGAAACUACAAGUAAAAAGUCAUCAAAUGACGAAGCCUUAUUUCAUUUUCGACCUAAAUGGAUUAUGAAACCACCAGCAUCAGCUCGUGGGAUCGGAGUAAAAUUAGUUCGUGGUUGGUCUGACAUUCCUAAACAACGUCGUGUAAUUGUUCAGUCAUAUAUUAAUCAACCAUAUUUAAUUGAUGGCAAGAAAUUUGAUAUAAGAUUAUAUGUUUUCGUGGCAGGCUUUAGUCCACUUCGAGCAUAUGUAUAUAGAGAAGGUUUGGUGAGAUUUGCUUCACAAAAAUAUUCUACUUCUGUUCAACAAUUAAGAAAUCGCUUUGUACAUUUAACAAAUUAUUCUGUUAAUAAAUAUAAUAAAACGGAAGAAUCAUUUGUAUCGAAUCAUAAAUGGAAAUUGAGCACAUUAUGGUCAUAUCUAACAGAACGUGGAGCUGAUGUGCCUAACCUGUGGUCACGUAUUGUUGAUAUUGUUUUUAAGACAUUAUCAUCUGUUGUCAGUUGUAUUGCAACGAUGGUUGAUCAGAAUUGUCGACGACGUGCAUCAGUUUAUGAAUUAUUUGGUUUCGACAUCAUAUUGGAUGCUGAUCUUAAACCAUGGCUUUUAGAAGUUAAUGUAUCACCGAGUUUACACACUAAUACACAACUUGAUGAUGAAGUAAAAACUGCUGUUGUUAAAGAUAUGUUCAACAUAUGUGGGUUUCAACUGCCUCCUGACUACCAUUCAUCAUUAUCUGUAACAACAAGUCAAUCAAGGUCUCUAAACAAUGUUCACUAUGAGCUCAAUAAAGAUAAGAAUUUAAGCGCGACCGGAAGAAUUACUCCAGAGUCAAUGUUACUGCUACAAAAAGGUGAUCAAUUCUAUAUUUCACGCAGAAAUAACAACGAUAUCAAUUACAGUGUAAAAUUAUCUAAUCAAGAUUCAUGCAAUAGAUCCAGUGUUUCUAUUUGUAAUUUAUCUACUCCUCAUAAACCACUUAUGCGAAAAGGAACUUCAUCUAUUAAUGGAUUGCCUCCACCUAGUCCAUUUAUUAAUAAUACACACACUAAAAGAUCUUUGUCAGCUGUAUCUGUUAAAACAACAUUUUGUAGUAAAACUGAUGUAAAAAGGAUUUCUGGUAAACUUCAUUUAAAUAAUAAUUCAUUAUUAAAUGAUAAUAACAGUAAUAAUAGAAUAUUUGUUGAUCCAUGUAUACCGAUAACAGAUCCACGUUUAUGGGAUAUUAGUUUGUCAGCAGAGGAUAAACGAAAACAUCUAUUUUAUUCAUCAUUAAUGACAGAUAAAGAGAAAGAUAAAUCAUCACAAUUUUUUAACAGAUUAUGCAAACAUAACAUGAAGAACGCAACAACUACUACUACCACUACUGAAAAUUUUUCAAAGGAUCCUAUGAAUAUAUUACGUCAUAUUUUAUUGGAACUUUCACCGGAUGAUUUGCGUACAUUAGUCAACUUAAUAGAUGAACGUUAUCGUGCUUCACUUGGUAAUUUUCAAUGUAUUUUUCCAGUUCAUGGAUCUAGAGGUUACCGAAUGUUGACCUUUCUUCAAGGGGCUUACCAGGAGAACAUAAUUGGUGGUACAUUAGGUUCACGUUCACCAUCUUUUUACUACUAUGAUAUACUUCAAUAUGUGUUUUUGACACUCUAUCAUAAUUCGGAAGGUAAUGAGGAUUUAUCCUGUGAUUCCUUUGUCCACUGUUUUUACGACAAAACUUUACCAGAUCGAAUAGCACUUAUUUCAAAUGAAUUAAAUACCGAAUCUUUGUCCAUAGCAGGUGAAAUGACAGGCGUUUCUAUAGCUGGCUUAAAAUCCGUAAUCAAUUUAUGUAAAAAAGCUGUACAUUUGAAGAAUUUAGAUUCACCUCAGAAAUCUAGCCAGUUUUUCAAAACACAAGGUGGUACAAAUCCAAAAACAUCAAAUUACAGUUCAAAUAAAAUUGACCUCCGUGACUAUCAUAAAAUAGAUGAUUCCAUUUCAUUAGGAUAUCCAAAUGAUAGUUCUGUUGAAAAUCAAUGUAUAGAUUUGAAUAAUAUCAAAACUAUUGUCAGGACAGACGAAUGUUCAAAUCAAUCACAAACAAUUACUCAGUAUAUUGAUGAAAAUAACAAUGUGUAUUUGAAGCAGCAUUAUAAAUUAGAUAAUGGAAGUGAUUCACACAAUAAAUCUUCACCAUUAUCAUCUGUGAAAAGUAAAACAUUUCAAUCAUCAGUAAAGAGAGAAUCAGCUCAACCAAAUAUUAAAUUAAAUAAUAAAAAUUUUCUUGGAUCAACGCUAUCAGUAAUAAAUGAUAGUACUGAUUUAAACAACUGUAGUUAUACCAAAACUUGUCUCACAAACGCUGUUAUGAAUACCAAAUUUGUGAAUGCAUCAAAUAACACGCUGAAAGAAUCAUCGUUACCUUCAGAAAUAUCAUCUGAUAAAAAGCCAACGAAUAUUUCUUCAGUACAAACCCAAACAUCCAACUGGGAUGAAAAUGCUACCAAAUCGUUUCAUAAUAUUACGUGUACUUCAAAUAGUUACCAAACUUUGUCACAUGAACCUUAUGCAACAAGAAAUAUGAAACCUGUAAGAUAUUCAUCAUCAUCAUUAUCAUCGUCAUCAAUAACAGCAGUAGCACCCACAAAUCCAUCAAAAUUCUAUGGUUAUCAUAUUCUUCAACAUAUGAAUUCUGAAAGAAUAUGCAAGUCACCAGAUGAAAUGAAUGACAUAUCGACAAAUCUUUAUAAAGACAACAGUCAUAUUAAUCAACAGACAAAAUGUCAGCAACAUACUACACUAAUGAUAAGCAUUAUAAUAAAAGCAGCAAUAAGGACAUUAUAAAUAAUGUGAACAAUAAAAGGCAGAAGCAACAACUGAUUUCCGAAUAUCAGAGUAAUAAGUACACUGAUAGCAUAUCGAAUAACC
Schistosoma mattheei is the source of this 4068-nucleotide messenger RNA. Lineage: Eukaryota; Metazoa; Platyhelminthes; Trematoda; Strigeidida; Schistosomatidae. The record is from the annotation of a GenBank genome assembly.